UAGGACUAUCCGAUGAGUCUACUUUGUGGAUAAAAUUAAGGACAAGGCUUAUCUUUCAUUCUUCUCCCAGAAAGGCUGGCUUCUGCAAAACUAUGGGGUCUUCUAUCAAUCUUCCAACCCUCCAAGGUCCUCUGCUUAGAUCCCACUUUCUUGGCCAAAACCUUAUCUCCCAGCGUCCUCACAAACCAUUUCUAGCCACUCCAAAACAGCGAUCGAGUUUUGACCUAAAACCUUGCGCUAAAUUUGACCUACUUGAGAUCUUGGGAGGCAGGGGACUCUGCGGUGGAGAGAAAGGUAUAGAACUAGAGCUGAAGAGGAAUACCUCAGAACAAGCAUCACAACUUGGUGGUAAAAAAGAAGAAUAUUCAGCUGGUACUGCGGGAGAAGCGGUUGCUACUGUUCCGGAAAAUGCGUUUGAGAAGGAGUUGAUGGGACUAACGGGAGGAUUUCCAGGUGGAGAAAAGGGUUUGAAGCAAUUUAUUGAGAAAAACCCACCUCCCAAAAAGCCAGUGGCUGCAGAUUCAAGUAAUAUAGUAGUGCUAAAUACCACAAAGAAGCCAAAGCCUCCUGAAUUGCCGCUACUAAUGCCUGGCAUGUUUGCCAUUGUAAAGAAUCCAAAUCACCCAUUCUACAUGUACUGUGGCAUUGUUCAGAGAAUAACUGAUGGUAAGGCAGGGGUUCUUUUUGAGGGUGGAAAUUGGGAUCGGUUGAUAACUUUCAGGCUUGAUGAGCUCGAACGCAGAGAAAAGGGCCCUCCAGGAAAGAAUCCAAAGUCUGCUAUCCUUGAAGUAAUGCUCGAAAACAAAGAUUCACAAUGAAAUAGACAUUUCCUAUCGAAUGUGUAAGUUCAGAUAUUUUUUGUAUGCACUCUGACAAUGGUAAACAUUCAUCCAACAUCAAGAACCAAUAAAUAAGAUAUAUCUGGGCCGGAAAAAUCUUAGUUCUUAA
Molecule: messenger RNA, 948 nt
Organism: Mangifera indica (mango)
Lineage: Eukaryota; Viridiplantae; Streptophyta; Magnoliopsida; Sapindales; Anacardiaceae
Product: NAD(P)H-quinone oxidoreductase subunit S, chloroplastic
Exons: 1
Coding region: 93-818 (241 amino acids)
Biological process (GO): photosynthetic electron transport chain
Source: RefSeq, a predicted model, not a curated record